Messenger RNA from Acanthosepion pharaonis, 636 nucleotides. The record is from the annotation of a GenBank genome assembly. NCBI's taxonomy places the organism in Eukaryota, Metazoa, Mollusca, Cephalopoda, Sepiida, Sepiidae.
AUGGUAUAUCUAUCUAUCUAUCUAUCUAUCUAUCUAUCUAUCUAUCUAUCUAUCUAUCUCUCCCAUUUUCUUCCGAUAUAUAUGGCUAUCUAUCUCAUUCUGUUGAUAUCUAUCUAUCUAUCUAUCUAUCUAUCUCUCUAUCUCAUUCUGUUGAUAUCUAUCUAUCUAUCUAUCUCUCCCAGUUUCUUCCUAUAUAUCUGGCUAUCUCUCUACCUAUCUCAUUCUGUUGAUAUCUAUCUAUCUAUCUAUCUAUCUAUCUAUCUAUCUAUCUAUCUAUCUCAUUAUGUUGAUUAUCUAUCUAUAUAUCUAUCCUAUAUAAUCUGUCUUUCCGACCCUAUCUAUCUAUCUAUCUAUCUAUCUAUCUAUCUAUCUAUCUAUCUCAUUAUGUUGAUUAUCUAUCUAUAUAUCUAUCCUAGUAUAUUUAUCCAUCUAUCUAUCCAUUAUAAUCUGUCUUUCCGACCCUAUCUAUCUAUCUAUCUAUCUAUCUAUCUAUCUAUCUAUCUAUCUAUCUAUCUCUAUUUGUUUAUCUAUCUGUCAUUAUCUAACAAACGUAAAUGUGUUUUUAAGAAAAAUAGGAACUACUUGUUAACCGAUGCUUAUAACCAGAAAAAGAAUAAGAAGGAUAAAAGAAUUUAA